Molecule: messenger RNA, 5878 nt
Organism: Thecamonas trahens ATCC 50062
Lineage: Eukaryota; Apusomonadida; Apusomonadidae
Exons: 3
Coding region: 1-5862 (1953 amino acids)
Biological process (GO): nucleobase-containing compound metabolic process
Cellular component (GO): cytoplasm
Molecular function (GO): ATP binding; ATP hydrolysis activity; AMP kinase activity
Source: RefSeq, a predicted model, not a curated record
AUGGCCAUGCAGGGCUCAGGGCAUGAUCCCUACUCGCUGUUUGACGCAGAGCGUGCUGUCCUCGUCGCCGCCCCGCCGUCGUUUGUCGUCUUUGGCCCGCCCGGUGCAGGAAAGUCAGAGCUGGCCGCUCGGCUAGCUGGUCAGUAUGGCCUGGUUCACAUCCAAAUGGACUCGCUCAUCACAGACGCCCUGGCUGCUGCUCGAGACGCCGCUCGAAAGACAGAGCGUGACGCCCGCAAGGCUGAGAAGGCUGCUCGCAAGGCUGCUCGCAAGGCCGCUCGCCGAGCACGCAGGCGGAAGAAGCACCGCACGGCGACCGAACCGGACGGAGAGGUCGAUGGAAGCGCCGAAGAUGGGGGCACAGAGACUGGCGUCGAGACUGGCGCUGAGACUGGCACAGAGACUGGCACAGAGACUGGCGCCGGGACCGGCGCCGAGCCUUUCGCAGCGACCGGAGCUGAGAGCGGCGCGGAUGCUCCGGAAGAGUCGCCAAUGACCGGCCUCAAUGCCCGGGUUAUGGACGCGCUGCUCUCUGGCGGCGCAGUGACUGCCGACGACGCGCUGCUGCUGCUGCGGAGAGCGUUGGCGGCGCCGACAGUUGCGUUUCGUGGAUAUGUGCUCGACGGCGUGCCGUCGUCCGAGGCCGAGCUGGCUGCUCUCGACUCGUGGGGCGUCCGUCCCGAGUACGUUGUUCGGCUGGAGACGCCACUGGCCGAUGUUAAGCCGCGAAUCGAGGGCAUCAAGGUCGACCCGGUAACCGGCCACCGGUUCUCGGUCCUCCAGCUCAACCCGCCUAAGCCGCUGCCCAAAACUCUGGGCUCUCGGCGGAAGGACAAGCGGAUGAUGGAGCGGGUGGUCCGAACCAACCCACUCCUCCACCCUCCGGUCCGCACCAUGCCUGGCGCGCCCGAGCGCGACGAGUAUGACGAGAGGCCAGCCAGCGGCUUUCUCUCCGAGGGUGAGACUGGAAGCGGCGACGACGAGGAGUACGCAGACGACGACGGAUACUAUGACGACGAGUAUGAAGAGGCCGCGUCGGCACUAGGCAGACGAGCGACGCCAGGCGCAGGCUUUGAUGACGAUUACGACGAGUCAAUGGAUACGGCGGCGGUGGCCGAGGCCGAAGCCGCAGGCAAGCUCACCGACCGCGUCCGCGAGCGACUGCUCGACGCACCCGAAGUCCUGGGCGUGGACGUGGCUGACUCGUACGAGUACUACGCAUCGACCAUGCUGCCUUGGAUUGAGUCGUACAUCGAGCCAUACGCGGCUAAGAACCCCGACAAGCUGCUCAGGCUGGACGGUAGUCUGCAGCCGGCGGUCAUCUUUGAGCACCUGGUCCAGGUUCUUGACCGUGUUCCGCUCGCUCCGGUUGUCACGCCUGUCAAGCUGGAGGUGCCGGACGACUUUGGCUCGUACGCUCGCCAGGACCAACUCGACAUGCUGACUUCGCUCGACCUCGACGACGACGCGCCGCUCCGCACACUCUCACGGUGGGGUACGUACUGCCCCGUUGCGCUGCGCGAGGACAAGGCCAUGAUCGACCGCGUCAUGGAGUUUCCGGUCUCGUACCGCAACAAGCUUUACUUUACCUCGUCGCGUCGGGCCCGGCACAAGUUCCUCCUUAACCCCAACAACUACCUCGAUGCCCCUCCCGAGGUCUUUGGCCUCAAGAUUGCCGUUCUCGGCCCGCCGCUCUCUGGUAAGUCGACUCAGGCGGCUCGGCUUGCCGACCAUUAUGCGCUCAAGCACAUUUCAGUCGACGAGCUUGUCACGGCCGAGCUGGCAGAGGGUACCUCCAAGAUGGCGACCAAGCUCCGCGAGACGCUGGCCAACGGCGGCACCGUUGCCCCAGACGUUUACGUCGAGCUCAUUGCUCGCGCGCUCGGCAGGGCCACCUCGGAGACUCCGGAUGUGCCCGAAGACGCUGCCUUGCCACCUGACGCCGGCCUAGACCCCGUCAUCUCUGGUGACUUUGCCACACCACGCGGCGGGGACGAGGGCGAGGACGAUGCCGACGAGUACGAGUACGAUCGUGUGUCGCCCGACGACGACUACGACGACUACGAGGAUGAGUAUGGCGACGAGUACGGCGACGAGUACGGCGACGAGUACGGCGACGAGGCCGACGGCGAACGCAGCGAGUACGAAGAUUAUGAGGCGUACGAGUACGAGGACGAGUUUGGCAUCGCCGCUGCCACUGCUAGCGGGCCUGGGGCGGCAAGCACCCAGGUCGAGGAGUCGACUGCCGUCUCUGCCGGCUGGGUUCUCGAUGGCUUCCCGCAGACCGUGGAGCAGCUGGAAGCGCUGGUCGGGCGCGGCAUUCUGCCAACCAACGUAAUCGUUCUCGAGGCUGCUGGGCGUGACGACGAGUCGGACUCUGGCGAGGCUGCGCUAUUUGAGCGGGCGACCCGGCUUGGAACGCACGUGGUGACCGGCGAGCUUUCUGAGAGCGAGUCUGAGUUCUCGGACGCCAUGCCGUUUUCGUUUGUCGCCGAGCCGAUGGCGGUGCCAAUCUCGCGCCGGAGUGAGGGCGGCGGACAGGACUGGGCCACCGGGCGGCUGCCCGAAGUUCUGGGGCUGGCGUCGCUCGAGGCGCAGCUCGAGUCGUUCCAGACGCGGCUGCCGGACGUGCUGGAGGCGCUGGACGAGCUCGAGCUGGACGAUGAAGCCAGCCGACCGGUGGUAGAGACGGUCAACUGCGUCGACGGGCCAGACACGGUCUUUGGCUCGAUCCUGCAGCUGGUGGAUCCGUUUGUGGAAGUCCCGCGUGACGCGGCGUUUGAGGACUUUGUGCACCUCGACGAGUUUGGUCUGCGGUCCGAGCCUGGCUCCGACGCCGACUCGGAGUUGGGCUCAGUCGCGUCGCUUGCGGCCGGCUCGGACGCCGAGCCCGUCGAGUACGUCGACUAUGGCGAUACCGGGCGGUUCUGCCCGUGUGAGCUGGCCAAGAAUGGCCAGCUUGCUCGCGGCUUUGACUCGCUGGCUCUCUCGUACCAGGACAAGCUCUACCUGUUUUCUGAUGAGCGGUCGCUGGAAAACUUCCGGGCCAACCCGUCGUUGUACCUUCCGCAUGUGGAGCGGCCGAAGAUUCCACCGCCGCGGUUUGUGCUCGUCGGCCCCGAGGGUGCCGGCAAGACGACACUGGGGCGGGAGUUGGCGACUCAGUUUGGUCUUCCUGUCGUCUCACUUGUCGCCGUGGCGACCAAGGCGCUGGUCGACAUUGUGCGUCCGCCCAAGGACUACUCGGACGACGAGUACGAGUACGGCGAGGGCCGGCCGGCGGGCGGGUACUCGGAUGACGGCCAGUCUGGCGACGGCGAGUACGACGACGGCUACGAGUACGAUGACGAGAAGCCAGCUCGCGGCGCGUCGCCUGCGCUGGACACUCUGCCGCUUGGAGGCCGCGGAAUUUCGCCGCUGCCGCCGGUCCUCGGCGGACCGGACGAGCUUGGUGGCAGCUCCAAGGCCGGAAAGGAGAAGGUGGAAGUGACUGAGGCCGAGGUGGUGGCCACGCUGAGCGAGCUUGGUGCCGAGGUGAUGACGCUGCUUUUGCGGCAUGCGCUCAACUCAGACGAUGCAGUGGGCGCAACCGGUUAUGUGCUGGACGGCAUGCCGCUGACGCUCGACGCGGCCGAGGCGCUGCUCAAGUGCGGGGCGCGGCCGGAUGUGGUGCUGGCAUGCGUGAUCGAGGAGCGCGCGCUGCUCAAGCGCGCUUUCGAGCCGCCGGCGCCGCCGACGCCCAAGCCUGCGCGCGAGAGCGCCGGAGGCGAUGGCUACGACGACGGCUACGGCGAGGACUACGACGACGAGUACGACGCCGAGGCGCGCCAUGCUGAGGUUGUGGAAGAGGCGCGAGCGGCGUUCCUCACAAAGGCUGACGACGAGCUCAAUGCCAUGUUCGAGGUGCUCGACGAACUCAAGGCUGCCAACGUGCAUGUGGAGGAGGUGGAGAUGUCGCGCCGGGCCUCGGCACUGGUGGCGACAGCCAAACGGGUGCUGGCGCCUUUUACCGAGGCUCGCACCUCGCUGCUCGAGUCUGUACGGCCGGUGCGGCGGGCCGAGGCAAACCGGCUCCUCUCCGAGGGCCGACGUGCCCUCUCCAAGUUUGGCCUCUUUUGCCCAGUCAAGCUCAUGGAGGACUCGUCGGUCCUGCUGCCCGGCCGCAAGCACCCUCUUGUCUACCGCGGGCAUGUGUACUACUGCUCGUCGAGCGAGGCAGCGCGCAAGUUUAUUGCGCACCCGGUCAAGUACGUCUCGCAGCCGCCUCCGCCGCUGAUGCUGCCGACGACGUGGGCGCGGCCGCGGGUGGCCAUCAUCGGGCCGGACAAGUCGGGGCGAUCGUAUCUGGCAAAGCGGCUUGAGCGCGAGCUGGGCAUGGUGCGGCUGUCGAUGGGCGAGGUGCUGCGGCGGGUGCUCAAGCUGCGGUCGUCGCUGGCCGAUGCGGUGCGCGCCAAGCUGGAGGCCGGCGAGGCAGUGCCGGACGCGUUGUGCGUGGAUGCGCUCGCUGCAGUGGUGCACCAGCACCCCGCUGACACCUACGGAUGGGUUCUCGACGGAUUCCCCAGCUCGCGAGUGCAGAUGGAGCUGAUGGAGGCGGCCGGAGUCACGCCCGGCCUGCUCUUCUCACUCCACCUCGAUGAGGAGACAGUGCUCGCGCGAACGGCCGAGGCGCGCAACGACCCCGGCCGGCCGCAUGCGGCGUUUGACUCGCAGGCGGUGGUGUCGUCGCGGUACCAGGCUUUUGUGGCCGAGGUGGAGGCGUUGGAGUCGCACUACGCGCACACGUAUCUCAACAUGGUGGUCAUGGAUGGCUCGACGUCCAAGUGGGCGCUGUGGGACUCGCUGCGGUCGACGCUUGUCGCCAACGUGGCCCGGCGGCAGGCGUACUUGCAGGCGAUGAAACUCGACCGGGCCGCACCCGCCGGUGGGCUCAACUUUACGGACUUUGACACUGGGACCGGGGCAUGGGGCAACUAUUGCGUGGUGUGCCUUGGCGACGCUGCCGAGCUGCGCGACAUGGGCCUCGGCCCGGCAGCCUCUGAGUUUAUUGCGUCGUACAAGGGCGAGUACUACAAGCACUGCACGGCGGCGCAUCUCGAGGCCUUCAUCAGCGACCCGGAAAAGUACCUGGCACACCCGCUGCCAUCGCCGCUGCCCAAGGCGCUGAGCGCAGCCGAGGGCAGCGUGCUGAGCAACCAGCAGCUCGAGCUGCACGGCUUUUGCGCGGUUACGUACGCAGGCGGGCCCAAGGGCCUGGCUUACCUCCAGGCGCGGGCCGGCAAGGCCGGGCAAGGCUACACCGAAACCAUCGUGCCGGGAUCGCGGGAGUUUGCGGUCAAGUACGGCGACGCGUACUACGUGUUUGUCGACGAGGAGGCACGGACCAAGUUUAUGCGUAAGCCGACGCUGUAUGUCGACCUUGCGCUGCCGGCCAAGCUUCCGCCCGAUGGCCCGCGAUUCGACGAGCUCUCACAGAAGGAGCAGGCCCAGCUGCUGGGCAAGCUGCCGAUGCUUGGCUUUAUGGAGCAGCACCUUGGCCCGCUGCUCAACCAGGCCCUGGAGGCUGUGGGCGAGGCGAGACCGCUGUACCCCAAGCGGAGCGCGAGAGCGUCGGCCUUGCACUACCUCGCACUCACGCUGAGGGCGAACAACCCGAAUGCGACUGAGUUUGUGCGCUCCAAGUACGCUGGCAUGCUUGACGAGUUUGAGCGCGGCUGCGCCCUAACCUCGUAUCUGGCAGCCCACCAUCCUUACGCUGACUCGCCGGUGCCAGAUGAGAGCACUGCUGAUCUUGUUGGCGACGGGGUGAGCCACGCCGAACGACUUGCGGCGUAUGACGCCCUUCUUGAGCAGGAGAAGUAAACUGCGUGUUAACGGC